Messenger RNA from Gongylonema pulchrum, 360 nucleotides. The record is from the annotation of a GenBank genome assembly. Lineage: Eukaryota; Metazoa; Nematoda; Chromadorea; Rhabditida; Gongylonematidae.
AUGGAUUAUUCGAUGUACUACGAUGAUCUCGACUGCAGCUCUUCGCUGCUUAAGUCACCGAAAAGUGCGCCAAAGAAGGAUUAUCACUGGGUGGCAAAUGGAAAGCUGCAGCACAGUGCAGUGAGGCUGCCGCACGACGAGCAACUUUCUGGUUCACUUGCGCGUAGCUCAGAAUGUGAAAUGAAGAGUAUCCUGAAAAACAGCAGUAAUAAUUAUAGCGCAGAUUAUUGCACGUCGAGCAGCGCCCAGUACCAGUGCGACCAAUCGCACGAGAAAGUACGUUUCCUGGACGUGUUAGAGAUGUUCAGUAUUUUGAAAGCUGUAUCCAGACAAGAGAAACUGUGUCAUAAAGAGCAGUAA